This is a messenger RNA of Eremothecium sinecaudum, 924 nucleotides long. RefSeq names its product Ics2p (gene ICS2). Lineage: Eukaryota; Fungi; Ascomycota; Saccharomycetes; Saccharomycetales; Saccharomycetaceae. The record is from RefSeq and is a predicted model, not a curated record. The coding region runs from base 1 to 924 and encodes 307 amino acids. The transcript has a single exon.
AUGUCGAGCUCUCAUGGUACCACCCGCCGUAAGUCUCUAUAUAACCCCACUAUAAUGCAAGAGGAUAACCAAAUGAUGUUACCUUUGCAUGCAGAUACAUCAUCGCGGUCGUACCACCUCUUAAAUACUCCGGGGUAUUCUGCAAAUGGGAAUGUGCCCAGAAGAACAAACUCUACGAACUCGGCGGAAAGGUCGGCAUCACUUUCGCAGAUUGAAAAGUCUUUCAAUAUGGAGGAAUCGCAAUCCGAAGCGCUCUUCAACCACUUGAAGCACUUCACAAUAGACAGCAGUCAUGAUCCAGUGGAUUCUCAAUAUUCUAAGUUGAAGUCAAAGUUUUGGUCUGAAAGUAGGAAAAGCAGUCAGGACUCACAUAUGUUGUCACUGUUGAGCUCACAAAGGAGGUCAAGCGUAUAUUCCACAGGAAAUCCUGAAAGUACCGCAAGCAGUAUAAUGUCUAUUGCUUCAACAGGUCCACUUGGUAAGAGGUCCAUACAUCGGAGGUCAAGAGAUUUUAUUUCACUUCCAAUUGCUAUGGGUCUGGAAGACGGUAAUUCAAAGACUAAGUCACAUGUCGAUGAAACCAGCGGUAGCACAAGAGUUAGAGCAGAAAACUUGUUGGCUUCACUUGAUGCAAUUUCUAAAGAUACCAAGGAGCAAAUACGUAGGAACUCAGCUGGAACAUUUAGCAGUUUGUUGGAUUUCGUUGAGAAAAAUGGAGUUGAGGCUAAGAGACAUGUGUUUGCGCAUUGCCCUGAGACAGGUGAUAUUGGGAAUCCAGUUAUAAAUCUGGAGACCGGGAUUUGGGAAAAAGAGAAGUAUGACAUACCAAAAGUGACCAGAGAAAGGUCUGGAACAACGUCUCCUGACAGUUUGAGUCCAAAUAAUACUGGUCCUGGUGAUUCAGCGAUUAAAACAAGAGAAUAA